GGCCCGGCGGGGUUUGGGCGCUGCACCGCGGCAAGAUGGCGGACAGGGAGGAGGCGCUGAGGGAGUUCGUGGCCGUGACCGGCGCCGAGGAGGAGCGGGCGCGGUUCUUCCUCGAGUCCGCGGGCUGGGACCUCCAGAUUGCCCUCGCCAGUUUCUACGAGGACGGGGGUGAUGAGGACAUCCUGACCCUUCCCCAGCCCGCCCCCAGCUCCAUAUCCAGAGGCACUGGAGCCAGUGACCAUCGAGUAACCUCGUUCAGAGACCUCGUGCACGCGCAGGAGGAGGAUGAUGAAGAGGAGGAGGGACAGCGGUUCUAUGCCGGUGGCUCGGAGAGGAGUGGCCAGCAGAUCGUGGGCCCUCCAAGGAAGAAGAGUCCCAACGAGCUGGUGGAGGAUCUGUUCAAGGGAGCCAAGGAGCACGGCGCGGUGGCCGUCGAUCGGACGACCAAGGGCGGUGGAGAGACGAGCAAACCGAAGCCUUUUGCAGGGGGAGGGUAUCGCCUUGGGGCUACUCCCGAGGAGGAGUCGGCUUACGUGGCAGGAGAGAGGAGGCAGAACUCUGCUCAGGAUGUGCACGUUGUACUGAAGCUCUGGAAGAGUGGAUUCAGUCUGGAUAGUGGAGAGCUGAGGAGCUACCAGGAUCCCUCCAAUGCCCAGUUCCUCGAUGAUAUCCGGAGGGGGGAAGUCCCGGCUGAGCUGCGCAGGUUAGCACGGGGAGGACAGGUGAACCUGGAUAUGGAGGAUCACCGGGAUGAGGAGUAUGUGAAACCUAAAAGUGUCUUCAAGGCUUUUACUGGAGAAGGACAGAAGCUGGGCAGCACCGUGCCCCAGGUGAUGGGCACCAGCACACCAGCCCAGCAGGCAGAGAAUGAAGCCAAAGCCAGUUCUGCCAUCGCGAUUGAUGAGUCGGAGCCCGUCACCAACAUCCAGAUCCGGCUCGCCGACGGUGGGAGGCUGGUCCAGAAGUUUAACCACAGUCACAGGAUCCGUGACAUCCGGCUCUUCAUAGUAGAUGCUCGGCCAGCGAUGGCUGCCACCAGUUUCGUCCUCAUGACCACCUUCCCCAACAAAGAGCUGACUGACGAGAACCAGACCCUGAAGGAAGCCAACCUGCUCAACGCUGUCAUCGUCCAGCGGUUGACAUAGAGGACCCCAGCUGUGGCCACACGCCCGGCGCGGCGCACGGGGCCCGUGCAGUGCCUCUCGGGCCCACACCCGCUCCUAGCUCUGGGUUCUUAGGUCUUGGUUGGACUUUUUUUCUCUUUAGUUGCAUUUCCCAUGGGGUUAUUAUUUUUUUUUUUUUUUGUGAUGAUGAUCAGUGGACUUUAAAAUAAAUAAAACGAAACGAAUCCGUUUUUAAAGGA
Empidonax traillii (willow flycatcher) is the source of this 1363-nucleotide messenger RNA. RefSeq names its product NSFL1 cofactor (gene NSFL1C). Gene Ontology annotation, molecular function: ubiquitin binding. NCBI's taxonomy places the organism in Eukaryota, Metazoa, Chordata, Aves, Passeriformes, Tyrannidae. The transcript has 9 exons. Gene Ontology annotation, cellular component: nucleus; cytosol. The record is from RefSeq and is a predicted model, not a curated record. Gene Ontology annotation, biological process: nuclear membrane reassembly; autophagosome assembly; membrane fusion. Bases 36 to 1145 code for a protein of 369 amino acids.